Molecule: messenger RNA, 1128 nt
Organism: Sinocyclocheilus grahami
Lineage: Eukaryota; Metazoa; Chordata; Actinopteri; Cypriniformes; Cyprinidae
Product: nucleoside diphosphate-linked moiety X motif 22-like
Exons: 5
Coding region: 1-954 (317 amino acids)
Molecular function (GO): GDP-mannose hydrolase activity
Source: RefSeq, a predicted model, not a curated record
AUGCUACAAAAAAUCUUUGACUUGCUGCACUCCCACUCUAGGUUCAAUCGGCAGAGUUUUCCUGAAAUCGAGCAGCACAUUGAAGCUGUAUGGAGUGACCGAGUGGCCAAAGAACCGUGGCUCUUCAAUGGAGCUAAAUUCAGAUUGCAUUCAGCGGUGCUGUCCGUCAUGGAAAAAGGACCCGUGGCAGAACAGGCCGCCCAAAACCUUACACAGCCACAACGUGGUGAAGGAGACCAAUUAGAAAGUGCUGAUAAAUCCUCCGACAGAUUGGCCAAAGAUGAGCAGUCGUGUGUGCUCACAUUACAGUUAGGCCUGACCUGUUAUAAAGACUAUCUCGGGACUAACUGGUCACGAGAGGCGGGUAGGCUGCAGAGUCACGGACAGAACGAAUGCGCAGAUCCGCAGGCCUUCCUCGCUCAGCCGCUGGGGGUCGGUGCUGUCAUGUCCACGGCGGACGGAGACGUCGUCCUGCUGAGGAGAAGCCAGAAAGUGGCAGAGGCUGCAGGCCUGUUAGACAUACCUGGAGGUCAUCCUGAGCCAAAGAUGUUGUGUCCAGGGGUCAGUGAGGAGGCCAUAUGUGCUGAUCUCCUGCAGGGUAAAGAGAGAGCCGUUGUUUCAGAGAUCUUCUCCUCGGUGUGUGCAGAGAUCAGUGAUGAGGUGAACGUUCCCGUCAGUUCUCUGAGCAAACCGGUGUUUAUGGGAAUUGCGCUGAACCACACUAGUGCAGGACGACCCAGUGCCGAGUUUUAUGUCCGAUGCACUUUGACAACAGAGGAAGUGAGAGAUUUCUACAGACAUGGAGGUCCAGAGGCACAUGAGUCCACUGAAAUACUGUUUCUGAGUCGAGCGAAAAUGUUCCAAUUAAACGAGCGCUCCCCCCUGUGGUCAGAGAUGUGUCCUUCAGCGAAGGGUGCAGUACUGCUGUAUCAGAGGGUGAUGCCCGAUUGCUGAAUUUAAUCAGAUACUCAACCGCCUCUGAAUAGUUGCACAAGCAGGUCUUAUAAACAGGAGUAAUUACACCAUUUAAAGUAACCGUUCACCCAGAUAUGAACAUUUGCUGACGAUGUGCUCACCCUCAGAUCAUCCAAGAUAUAGAUGAGUUUCUUCAUCAGAUUUGGAGAAAUG